AUGGAGAACAACAUGGAAAUCGACACAGCGCGCUCGCCUGAGCCGCAUCACCUCUCCCCGACCACGGAUCCUGGCUCUAUACCGACUCUGGAUGGGUGGAUUGAAAAUCUGAUGAGCUGCAAGCAGCUUGCAGAGAAUGACGUGCAGCGAUUGUGUGACCGGGCGAGAGAAGUUCUUCAAGACGAGUCUAAUGUCCAGCCAGUGAAAUGUCCAGUCACCGUCUGCGGAGAUAUCCAUGGACAAUUUCACGACUUGAUGGAGCUAUUUCGCAUUGGAGGGCCCAAUCCAGACACGAACUACCUCUUUAUGGGGGACUACGUCGAUCGUGGUUACUAUUCCGUCGAAACGGUGACCCUCCUCGUUUGCCUCAAGAUCCGCUAUCCUCAACGCAUCACAAUUCUCCGUGGAAACCACGAGUCGCGUCAGAUCACACAGGUUUACGGCUUUUACGACGAAUGCCUCCGUAAAUACGGCAAUGCAAAUGUUUGGAAGUAUUUCACCGAUCUUUUCGACUACCUCCCCCUUACUGCCUUGAUUGAGAACCAAAUUUUCUGUCUGCACGGCGGUCUCAGCCCGUCCAUUGAUACCCUUGACAACAUUCGGUCGCUUGACCGCAUCCAAGAAGUUCCCCACGAAGGACCCAUGUGUGAUCUGCUAUGGAGUGACCCUGAUGACCGAUGUGGUUGGGGAAUCUCUCCUCGAGGAGCUGGCUACACUUUCGGCCAGGAUAUUUCAGAGGCAUUCAACCAUAACAAUGGCUUGACGCUUGUUGCACGUGCCCAUCAACUGGUGAUGGAGGGUUACAAUUGGUCUCAAGACCGAAAUGUUGUAACGAUUUUCUCAGCUCCCAACUAUUGUUAUCGCUGCGGUAAUCAAGCUGCGAUUAUGGAGAUUGACGAGCAUCUGAAAUACACGUUGUAUGUCUAUACCUUGGUUCCAAUUCCUCAUUCAGAUAUACUGACGCUUCCAGCCUUCAAUUUGACCCAUGCCCCCGAGCGGGAGAGCCGAUGGUCUCAAGACGGACACCAGACUACUUCCUUUAAAUCAUGA
Molecule: messenger RNA, 1050 nt
Organism: Talaromyces rugulosus
Lineage: Eukaryota; Fungi; Ascomycota; Eurotiomycetes; Eurotiales; Trichocomaceae
Exons: 5
Coding region: 1-1050 (349 amino acids)
Biological process (GO): mitotic cell cycle; peptidyl-serine dephosphorylation
Cellular component (GO): cytosol
Molecular function (GO): protein serine/threonine phosphatase activity
Source: RefSeq, a predicted model, not a curated record